Zasmidium cellare ATCC 36951 is the source of this 660-nucleotide messenger RNA. RefSeq lists its product as uncharacterized. The transcript has a single exon. Bases 1 to 660 code for a protein of 219 amino acids. Lineage: Eukaryota; Fungi; Ascomycota; Dothideomycetes; Mycosphaerellales; Mycosphaerellaceae. The record is from RefSeq and is a predicted model, not a curated record.
AUGGCCCUCACCGCUGCACAGAAAAAAGCGAUUAUAGUCGCAACAACCCGCCAAAGCAUCCAACGCACCAUCUCCCCCGCCGCCAUCCAACGCCUCCAACAGCAAUACACCGACUCGGAAUCCAUCGCACCCCCUCUCGACCGCCUCCCCUUCCUCGACGAGCAAUGCAUCUACCGGCAAUCCCUCGCCCUCAAAGCCCGCAAGCACAUGAUUCCGCACAACGGCGACGGCCUCCUGCGCAUCGAAGACUACGACAGCGGCACCAACAAGAUCGCCGUGCACAUCCUCGUCGAGAGCCUGCCGGUCAUCUGGCAGGGCACGCCGUACGGACAUUUGGAUGGGCUGAAGAAGUGUGUCAUCUUCGUGGCGAUUUCGAAGACGAAUGCGCGGCCUAGAUUGCCGCCGGAUCCGACGGUGCGGUUGCCGGAGUUGACGAUUCAGGAGGGCGAGGUCUUUUGGGUGGCGGGGGUGAGUGGGAAUGGAGAGCAUUUUGUGGCGAAGAGUCAGGAUAAGUUGGUUGGGGCCGCUGAUGCUGUUGGGCCGGAGAAGAAGUGGGAGGAGUCGAAGUGGGGAUUGGUGGAGAUCAAGGAGUGUGCGCUGGCGGUGUUGGAUGUCAAGGAUGGAGCUUGGAUCAUGUGUGAUGCGGUUCGAGAGAAUUAG